Pochonia chlamydosporia 170 is the source of this 1401-nucleotide messenger RNA. Its product is annotated as TPR domain protein. The record is from RefSeq and is a predicted model, not a curated record. The transcript has 2 exons. NCBI's taxonomy places the organism in Eukaryota, Fungi, Ascomycota, Sordariomycetes, Hypocreales, Clavicipitaceae. The coding region runs from base 1 to 1401 and encodes 466 amino acids.
AUGACUUCUCAUAGUCUUCCGGCUGAGCACAUCUACUGUGUACAAGCGGGCAAGAAACACCAUGACCUCUUCACCACCAUAUAUUCUGGCGAGAAUUAUUGCGGACAAUGCGGAUUAGCGAACCCCUUUUCCUCUCAGAGUCAAGCCAGAUCUAGAACUCCUGCACGUCCUAGUCCCCAUAAUGAGGUGGUUAAGCUCGAAGACUCCCCGCCACGGCCAGUCAGUCCUGCAAGUCAGCUUCUGCGCGACAGGACAAAGUCGUCGUCAUCUGCCAAUGUUGGGCACGCCCAACUACUUCCGAACACUGUGUCGGUCCUCAACGGAGCCGAUACACAAGCCCGAUUACAUGCCCCAAGGCAACCACCGUUCGGAGCAGUCGCAUCAGCGGCCAGCCAAGCCAUACAGAACUCCAAAGCCAGCACCAGAAAGCCUACGAGGCAGCGCACAGGCUAUCAGUGGGUACACAUCAGUCUUCUGCUUGUGAGUUUAGAGGCCAGGUACUUUAAUGGCCUCGUGGUCGAGGUUCCCAAGACGGUAUUGCCUCUAAAAGACACCGUGAUCAAGUUCAACUCGGUAGAUUUACUUACCUGGCCAUCGUUUACCAAGACGCUGUUCGAGCACCUACGUCCACUUCCAAGUAGUAUUAAUGCCUCCAACAAAAGACUUUGGAAUCUUUCUUUCGCAUCAGCCUUCUCCGGCAAGAAGAUCGUCACCGUUUCUAACACCGACAAGUACAUUACACCUUCCAGUAUGCUUUCUUCGGGGCAUUUUUCAAGCAAUCAAGCUGGGCAGUUAAAGGUUCUCGUUGUCUUGACAUCCACACAGGUGAUUAACAGGCAGGAGCCAAUCACGCCGCUGAGGCCAGAUAAAUACUCGACUCCCCCCAAGGAGAACAGGAAACGGAGGAUCAAAGAGGAGGACAAGACUCCGUCCCUUGUCCACAAGAAGCGGAUCAAGCAGGAGAAGGACAUCGAAAGGGGGAACAAGACCAAAAGAGAGGAAAUUAAACAAGAGAUUCAUGUUAAGACUGAGCAAUACGAUCCAGAUACUAAUACCUCUUCGCCAGGAUUAACGUGCAAUAAGUUAGAUAUGGAAGAACUAGGUGAGAUGGAACAUUCGCUCUCCAAUUUGGUGUCGAACAGUAUCGAUAACGGAAUCAGAGACAAAAAUGACACAGAGCAAGAGGCAGGGCAGGAGGGCGAAAAUAAAGACGAGACCAAAAAUGCCAUGGAGUUUGUGGGCUUAUCGUCAGCUGGCAUCCAUGAGUCCGCUGGUGGAGCUCAAGUAGACUCAACCGGCAGCAUGCCAGUUAAAGAACUUCAGCAUGCUCACUCUACGCGCUUCAGAGGCACCAAAACCCCGGCGACAUUUGCGUCUCAACAUAGAAAACAGAAGGAUUAA